GUGAAUAUGGAGUGUUUCUAGCCUGUCCACGUAGGAUAAUAUAUUAGACCAAUCAAAACAUUCCAAUAAUACACGCUGGCAAAUAAAAAAAAAAAACUUCGACGCAAGAUGUAUAUCACGAGGCUCUCACUUCGUGCUCUUCUUCUUCACCUUUCUUCACCAUCGUUUCAGUUCUCCCGAUCCAGAACCCCCACAAUCAAUACUCCACUACAUCUCGAUUCAAUUGAGUUACCUCCGACGCUAAGUGACCUGGAUCUCACGGUGAACCGUUUAUCGGAAUUGGACUCGAGGAUCGCUCACCUCUCUAUGCUCAAGAAGCUUUCUCUUCGCCAAAACCUAAUCGAAGACUCCGCCGUCGAGCCUCUCUCUCGCUGGGACGCGUUGUCCGAUCUCGAGGAGCUGAUUCUCAGAGAUAACAAGCUAGCAGAAGUACCAGAUAUAAGCAUAUUCUCAAGGCUUUUGGUCUUUGACGUAUCUUUCAAUGAAAUCACUUCGUUGGAAGGAUUAUCAAAGGCCUCUAGCACGUUGAAGGAGCUCUAUGUGUCUAAGAAUGAAGUUUACAAGAUUAUGGAAAUUGAACACUUGCACGACUUGCAGAUUCUUGAGCUAGGGUCCAAUAGAUUGCGGGUUUGGAUUUGUCCUGAUUACUUUACAAUGUUUUAGCAAUGAAUAUGAAAGCAUUGAGAUUUAUUCAGGUGAUGGUGAAUAUGGAGAGCUUGACAAAGUGAAUAUGGAGUGUUUCUAGCCUGUCCACGUAGGAUAAUAUAUUAGACCAAUCAAAACAUUCCAAUAAUACA
Messenger RNA from Brassica napus (rape), 797 nucleotides. Its product is annotated as protein phosphatase 1 regulatory inhibitor subunit PPP1R7 homolog. Bases 109 to 663 code for a protein of 184 amino acids. The record is from RefSeq and is a predicted model, not a curated record. Lineage: Eukaryota; Viridiplantae; Streptophyta; Magnoliopsida; Brassicales; Brassicaceae. The transcript is spliced from 2 exons.